This is a messenger RNA of Branchiostoma floridae (Florida lancelet), 2592 nucleotides long. RefSeq names its product histamine H2 receptor-like. The record is from RefSeq and is a predicted model, not a curated record. The coding region runs from base 268 to 1866 and encodes 532 amino acids. Gene Ontology annotation, biological process: G protein-coupled receptor signaling pathway. Gene Ontology annotation, molecular function: G protein-coupled receptor activity. Gene Ontology annotation, cellular component: membrane. Lineage: Eukaryota; Metazoa; Chordata; Leptocardii; Amphioxiformes; Branchiostomatidae. The transcript is spliced from 11 exons.
AACACGAGCGUUAUUAAAUUCUGCUGCCUGCAGGGCUGCGGCAAGAUCCACAGGUUCCGGCCUACGUGGGGUUCGUUAGACACCAGAUACUUUCCAAGACUUUUGAGAGUAAGUCGUCUAAAAUGUCAGAGGUAAUUAGUAUCCAUAGUGACAGCUGCGCGCACGUCAAGACAUCCGUUGGAUACAUCUAUUCACACAGCGGUCUUGCAUAGUGGUUCGGAGUCUGGAGAGACUGCAGCAACACGAAACGACGUUCAGGGCGGGAAGAUGGGUGGAGAGGACACACAGCUCGUGUCCAACAUCACCUACAAUGCCACGACACUGGAGGUGUCUCUACAGGCCGGUUCCAUCGGGUUGUUCAUGGUGCUGGCUACGGUAGCUAACGCACUGGUGGGGACCAGUAUCUACCUGAACCGGAGCCUGCACACCAUCUCCAACAUGUUCAUCGGCAAUCUGGCCACCGUGGACUUCAUGUCAGGACUUCUGGUGUUCCCCUUCGUUCUGGUCGCCGCUAUUAACCAGAGCUGGUUAGUUGGCCGCUGGAUGUGUAAGAUCAACGCGUUCCUGACUCACGUCAACUCCUCCACCAGCCUCCUCACACUCGCCUGUAUCGCCUUUGACAGAUAUCAGGCGGUGUGCAACCCGAUGUUCUACCACAACAGGGCGACCAAAUCCAUGGCGCGCAAGGCCAUCGUCAUGUCCUGGGUCCUGUCCAUCAUCCUCAGCAGCCCCGUGCUGUUUGGUAUCGCCACGGAGUUUGACCAGGCCCGGUGCGGCUGCGUCACCAGUCGCUUCGACUUCUCUACCUACACGUACUGCCGGGCCUUCCGCAUGGCCACGGCCAUCGGGCCUGUUCUGGUCAUCUGCUUCUGCUACUGGCAAAUCUUCGCGGUGGUGCGGAAGCAGUGCCGCGCCAUUAACCAGCUGCCGGGCACGGACAAGCAGGCCCGUCUGCGCGUGACGGAGGCCAAGGCUGCCCGCAUGCUCGGCGUGGUGAUCAUCGCGUUCGUGGUGUGCUACAUCCCGUUCACCGUGGUGCUGAUGGUCGGCAAGGAGAAGGUUCCCCCCGUCUGGCAGACUGUGGCGCACUGGAUGUCUUACAGUUCUGCCGUGCUCAACCCAAUCUCGUAUGGACUGCAGGCACGCGAGAUCCGGCGAGGUUUCGCCAAGUUUCUGCCCAGCUUCUGCUCCGGCGAAGCUCGUCGCGGCUCGAUUGAAACGGCUGAAACCGGAGGAAACCGCCUGAAGGAUGACCGAGAGAUAAAGCCGAACCCGGUCUUCGCCUUUGAUGGAAAAAUCAACCCGGACGACAUUAUCAUCGACGAACAGUCGCCACCCAAGAAGGCGAGCUCCAGUUCCCAGGCCUCCACUCUGACGGGCGAGUCGGUGAAGAGUAACAUCUACGUGCGGAAGGUGGUGAUCACCAACCCGACUGUUUACUACCGCUGUUCGGCUCCUGAUACUGUAUCACUCCGCCCUAAUCCUGACGGCAUCAGCCUCUCCUCGAGCGACGAACACGAGUCGGACUUCCACCCGUUCGACCCGUGGCGCCCGUCCACGUCCACCCUGGGUGAGAACUGCGCACGCUCACCCGAGGACAUCUUCACCAUCACCAUGGCAACCACACGGAAGAACGAGAGCAGGAGGAAGUUCCGUGAUGCAGUGCGGAAGAUCCUAUUGGCCAGAAGACUGCGCUGUCAGAAGGCAAAACCAGGCCAGCUGUAUCCGCCGAGCCGCCGGGACCAUCUAGGCCCGGCCUCCACCACCGACCUGCCCGGGCACAAGAAGGUGGUGACCGACCGCUGUCCGUACCUGGUCCUGCUGGAGAAAACUAACGGCACGGGCUCCGACCGGGACCACGUCUGAACAACCGGCCAACGAUGUGCUGGGACGGGAGGGUAGUAGGGCUGGAGAAAGUUUUUAAAAAGGGCUUUGUGAAAAAGACACUGCCCCGGAGAUUAAAGAUGUUUGUACGUGUGUAUUGCUAUGUAGAGGUAAGUGAGAUGUGUAACACCCUUAAACGAUGAAAUCACACAGGUAGCGUUCUAGAGAUCAGUCAUGGUAGACGUGAAAUAUUGUCGUAAUGUACAUGCAUAUAGUUUGACAUCAUCAUCACAUCAUAUAGUGUAACAGUAGUCAGUAGGUGAAUACUUCGUAGUAUAUCUCCGUAGUAACAUCAUGGUGAGAUUGCAUUACGAUUAUUAUCGUCUAUAUGAUGAAAGUUAUGGAGAACUGAGUGUUUUUGUACCUGGCUUUUGACACGGAAUGUUAUCGUAAGAAAAUGAGGCUAUUUUGAGAUGUAGAAAUGAGCUCACUACAUGUACAUGGUUGGAUUAUAUACCUACCAGAAUAGUUUGUAUUUUCGAAGGAGAACGGGGCAUUAUAUUUGAAAUAUUUCUAUUAGCUAUAUGUGAUAAAGCUGGGUAUGUGAUAGAAGGCUAGGUAGUUUGUGUGUGGACAUAAGUACUCCCAUUCCAAGUCCAAGGUCAGCGGGGACUGGAAACACCUCUAUCCUCCUUGUCAUCCCCAAGUCUAGAUUUCCAUUUUAAAAGUCCCCAUCCUUAUAUUCAAGAGAGACAACAAGGGCGACGA